Seminavis robusta is the source of this 1065-nucleotide messenger RNA. The record is from the annotation of a GenBank genome assembly. NCBI's taxonomy places the organism in Eukaryota, Bacillariophyta, Bacillariophyceae, Naviculales, Naviculaceae.
AUGGGAGCCACCGAGAUUCAGCAACAACACAUUGGCCGUGAAGUCCAGCAACCGCAACAUGCCGACACCACAAUGAUGAUGAUGAAAGAACCCAGACGGUCGUCCACCACCGUCGCAUUGUCCGAAUCCGAUUUCUCCUCCUCCUCAUCGGCCGCCACCUUUCGCGGUUUCAAGCGAGUGCGAUUCCACGAGGAGGAGCAAGCCGCCAUACCAUUGCCCCCCACCGUGGUCAUCCACCAAUACCCCCAAGCCGCCUACAAUGCCGAGAAUCCAUCCAACUUGUUCUUGUCGACGCAACAGCAAGUCCAACAAUCUCGUGAGAUUCGAACUCACGCCGCUCAAACAUGGAGUUGCUUGGGUGUGGCACAAGGGCUACGAGAUAUUCAUCACAUUCCCGUACAAGAACGGAUCGAUCGCAUGGUCGCACUACCCCUCGAGACACGGGGAUUGGAAAAGGAACUGUGUCCCCAAUUCAAACAACGCUCGUUCCAACUCAAAGACCGUGUCGUGGAGACCGUCUUGGAAUAUCAAGAGCAGUUGCGAAAACAACAACAACAACACAAUCAACAACUACACAACAAGAACCCCGACAAAAUUAUUGCCAAGGCCGCCAUGGAAAUGUCUCAUGGCGCACGGUGCAUGGCCCGGGUCGUGGCAUUGGCGGAUCAACACUAUGUGCGCCAUUGUAUGGAGGAGGAGGAAGAACCACAACAACAAUCACGACAACCAUCGUUGGGCCCCAAGAGUCGUUCCGACUCUUGCCUCCAGGAUGCGAUGCGACAAGGGGACAAUGACAACAACAACAGCAACAACAACGAUGACAGCACUCGCCAAGAGGACGUGCGCCGUCGACCGGAGGGACAACAUAGAAGGAAGAAAUCUUCCUCUAGUAGGUCCUUGUCUCCACGGAGGAUAUCGCAAAGCGUCUUCAAACUAGGCCAUUCCGUGAGCAAAAGGGUCCUCAAGGCAGGAAGUCUCCGCGGUUUUCCCCUGGAGUCAGCAUCGAAACUUAGUAUUCCGAAAGACUACGAGCUAGACAAAGAGGGCGCAGCUAGCCAGCUAUAG